Messenger RNA from Fulmarus glacialis (Northern fulmar), 996 nucleotides. RefSeq names its product CDC42 effector protein (Rho GTPase binding) 1 (gene CDC42EP1). The transcript is spliced from 4 exons. NCBI's taxonomy places the organism in Eukaryota, Metazoa, Chordata, Aves, Procellariiformes, Procellariidae. The record is from RefSeq and is a predicted model, not a curated record. The annotation marks the transcript as partial.
CCGCUGAGGAGCCGGGGCAGCGGGGGCCAAGCGGGGGCAUCGCCUGCCCCACCAGCCGUCUCGCCCAUCAUCAAGAAUGCCGUCUCACUGCCACAACUCAACGAGGCGACGUACGACAGUGGUGGUGGCCGGGGCUUGACCAGCAAGUUCUCCUUCAAAAGUGCCUCCAACAGCUUCUCCAAAACACACCAGGCCUACGGUCUGGAGUCCGGGUUUUGCACCAUCCCUCGUGUCCCCCGUUUGGAAAAGGCCCAAGAAAGCACCUUCCCCGGGGAAGCAGAGCUGAAGCGCUCGGACUCCCUGCUCUCCUUCCGCCUGGACCUGGGGCCCUCCCUGAUGAGUGAGCUCCUCCAGGUGAUGAGUUUCUCUGAAACCAAUGGAAACAAGGUGGGGGAGGAUGGCCCAGACCUCCCGUGUGGUGAGGGGACCAAGGACGGGGUCCCUGCAGCAUCGGGAGCAUCCCAUGGAGAUGACAAGGCAACGUCCAGCUUCUGGGACCGCUCUGGGCAAAGCAGCCUGUCGGGGGCCAGCUCACUGCCGGGACUGUCGGUCCGUGCCAACGGAGAGGCACAUGCCAUCGAGGGCACUGGAGAGGACCCUGCCUGGGCUUUGGGGCUGGAGGCCGCGCCCAGAGGGACCCCGUGGCAGGGGCACUGGAACGACUGCACCAUCGAGGCAGGAGAGUUUGACCGGGCAGCCCAGGUCCUAGCCCGCCAUUACGGUGGGACCAGCACCCCGCGGAGCUCGGAGAAAGGCGAGGGUCCCCGGCAGGCCCGGACGCAGGCCCUGUGGAAGAGCCCCAGCAGCAGCUCGUGGCAGUCACAAGUGACAGGGGAGAGCCGGUCCCCCGAGGCCACCUGGAACCAUGGAGAAGAGGAGGAGGAGGAGGCCGAGCUCUCCAGCCUGCAGGAGGGGUACAGUGGUGCCCGGGGGGGGCGCAGCAAUUCCUUCGAGUAUGCCGAUGAGGAGGAGGAGGACGAUGAAGUCAAGGUGUGA